AUGGGAGGCAUCGCUGGAUUGAAGUUACGCAGCCCACAGGACCUUUUCUGUCAACUACCCAUCAGAGACCAGACCCUGCUGAAACUGAUCCUGAACCUGAAGCUAAUCCUGAUCCUGAGCCCAGCUGUAGUGGACCAGGAGAGCUCGGAGGUUCCCAGUGGACAGUCUGCCCAACAGCAUCAAAAACACCUGGACUCCAUAUUUAUGUUCCAGCUGCUGGAGGAGAACAUUGUCAUGUUUGUGAAGAAUGAGCUGAAGAAGAUCCAGAAGGUUCUGAGUCGAGAUUACCCAGAAUCCUCAGAGAGUCAGAGGGAGGAUGAGGAUGAAGAGCAGAGGAGGAGCAGAGAGGCAUUUCUGAAGAUCACACUGCACUUCCUGAGGAGAAUGAACCAGGAGGAGCUGGCUGACCGUCUGCAGAGCAGAUGUCCAGCAGGACUUUGUAAGCGUAAACUCAAAUCGAACCUAAACAAGAAGUUCCAGUGUGUGUUUGAGGGGAUUGCUAAAGCAGGAAACCAAACCCGUCUGAAUAAGAUGUUCAUAGAGAUAUACAUCACAAAGGGAGGGACUGCAGAGGUCAAUGAUGAACAUGAGGUCAGACAGAUUGAAACAGCAUCCAUAAAACCAGACAGACCAGAAACAACAAUCAAACGAGAAGACAUCUUUAAA
Molecule: messenger RNA, 666 nt
Organism: Perca fluviatilis (European perch)
Lineage: Eukaryota; Metazoa; Chordata; Actinopteri; Perciformes; Percidae
Exons: 5
Source: RefSeq, a predicted model, not a curated record